GUGGGCUGAGCGCGUGACUUGGAUAUGAUGUCUUCUAGGAUUCGCCGGGCUAUAAAUAUCCGAUUCUGUGCUACUUGGUAACAGUCACUGAAUUAGUUUGUUCAAACUUGUCAUAAGUGCAUCGCUUUAGCUAUGGGACCUCGUCCGCUGCCUCUGCUCUGCAGCUUGAUUGCCGUGGUUUUUCUCGUCAGCCGUGCAAAAGCAGUCGCCUUACCCAAAGCCUCGCCUCUCCAUAUUCUCUUUGUUGUCGUUGACGACCUCGGCUGGAGUGAUGUCGGAUUUCACGGCUCGAAAAUCGAGACUCCAAAUAUUGACGGAUUGGCGGCGGAAGGUGUCGAGCUGGACAACUAUUACGUUCUACCGGUUUGCACCCCUACGAGAAGCGCUUUCAUGACAGGACGAUAUCCAAUCCAUACUGGUAAGUCUAAAUCUUUCCGGAAAUAGUUGACGAUUAGCAGGUGCUCUCCUGACCUCACUUUGACUCAGUGAUCCUGGCCGUUCGCCAGCAAUGACCCAUCUGGUGUACAUUUCAGUAAAAUUAAUCGUUAUACAGGAAGUUAUACGUCUAACUGUUACUUUCUUUUGAAUCUGAAAUACUGCGGUUGCACCAGUUGCGUCUGCUGCUUCGAAAGCUUCGAUUUCAUAUCACCCUAGUCGUUAGCACAUAUGAUUCGUGCACAUCAAUACUACAACUACAGAUUAAACUAUCCGCAACCUUAGCAGUGUUCAAAACCCUGAAACUUUUUCAAGUUGGGAGUAUAACCCUCCGCUGGAUAAAAGUGGAGAGUAAGCCUUUUCUUAUCCCUGUGCAUGUUGAAGGCUCUCCUGGUCGUAGGCUUACUCGUAACAAUUUGACUUACUUACUAUUUUCUUUCCACUGAUGUUAAGGUAUGCAGCACUUUGUGUUGGGUCCGGCAAGUCCCUAUGGAUUACCUCUCAACUUCACCACUUUACCACAGAAAAUGAAAGAAUUAGGUACGCUUAAAUUAAUUUUAUUUUUCUUGAUACACGCAUACUGUUGGUUGAUGUAGUAUAAAUCAUCCACAUUAGUUAUAUUAUGAAAAUUUCUUAUUUGUACCCACAUUUCUUACACAUGUGGUACUGUUGCAUAUAGCUGUGAAUAGUGGAGUUAUGAGGAGACCUGGUCCCAGUUGUUCAAAGGAGGAUUAGCACUAACCCAAGGUUAUUGAAAUUUUAAUCCAGGUUUCUUUAUUACUUUGUUCAAAAGCCUUUUUCAGUUAAUUUUCUCUAUUCUUCUUAGAGCAUCCAAUGUCAAAUUAUAGAAAAAAAGAAUUAUGCUGAAUUUCCAUUUUGAGCUUCCAGAUCUGAACUCAGAUUAGUCCUGGGUUAUCUUAACCCAGCUUUGAACAACCCGGCCCUCAUCAACAACUGCCUGUAUAGAAAUUGGCCAAUGUUGCAGGCUUACCUCUAAGGCUCUUUUAAACCUUAGUGGGAAAGGGUAUCUUCUUUAGGGUGAGGUGACAAAAAAGUUGUUUUAAAUAACUUGAUAGCAACUGUGGCAAGUUUUAAAAAAUAACUCCUCAUAUCUUGGGAAAUGAAAAGUUUUUAGCUUCAUGUUUUCUCCCAAAGGUUAUGCAACUCAUAUGGUUGGUAAAUGGCACCUUGGUUAUAACAAAUGGGCCUAUACACCAACUUAUCGUGGGUUUGAUUCAUUCUAUGGCUAUUACAAUGGAGCUGAAGAUCACUACACUCAUGAAAUCGAGAACAUAUUGGACUUACGAGAUGAUAUAGAACCAGUGAGGGACCUGAAUGGGACAUAUGCCACAUUUGCUUUCACAAAGGUAUUUUGAAUUUGAGUUGUAGCUGCUGUUGUUGCUGAUUUUGUUUUGUUUUUCAUUUUAUUUCUAGGAGAUCAGAUCAUAGGGUUUGAGACUAACAUCAUACCCAAGUAGCCUGAGUAUUGAUCGUUGCACAAAUAUAUCAGUUUUUGAAAAUGUACUUCUCAGUUUUUAUCAAUUCAACUGAAUUAUAAGUUUAUUUUAAGGGUGGUAAGUGGUAAAAUCAGAGACUUGCUGAGAUGCUGAGACCUAGCUCUUUGAAAAUCCAAGACCAGGGUUACACAAUUCUUGGAAUAGCACCUCUCUUGUUGCAAUUAUCAAAUUAUUGCAUGCACCCUAUUUACAUGAUGGACCUGCACAGAGACUUUGGUCCUUUACAGUCCCAUCUGACUAGGACCCUCAAAUGAACUAGUUAGACCAAAUCUUAGUUUUGAGAACUCUGAAAAGUGCAAGACUUUGAUACAAACAACCACCUUAUGAAGGAGACUUCAAGGAUCAUUAUUGCCAAGGGGUGAAAAGAAUCAAGAUCAGAUCAAAAGUUUGCAGAGUCCAAAACUUUGCAAAGUACCAUGAGCCUGACCCUUCAAUUGUUUCUAACUUUUACCAUGCUAUUCACACAAAUAUUCUGAUUGCAGCGAGCAACCGAAAUUAUCAAGUCACAUGACCCAUCAAAUCCCCUUUUCAUGUAUAUGGCAUUCCAAAAUUGCCAUGGCCCCGUCCAAGCACCCGAAAAAUAUACAGAAAAGUACAGUUUCAUUACAGAUGAAACUCGUCGAACCUAUGCAGGCAUGGUGAGCAUUACAGAUGAAGCCAUAGGCAAUAUUACACAGACCAUGAAGGAUGCUGGGUAUGGGCCUUUUUUUCUUCUUCUAUUUAACUUCAAACAAUUUAAGGGUUGGGUUCUCUCACCCUGUCUACUAUGAAGUUGGAGCUACCUUCUCUUUCAAUGAAUGAUUACUUCUUAAAUUGUUCAACAUUAGGACUGAAAAAAACAGCCUUAAAAAAUGGCUAAAGAAACUAUUUACUUUUCAGACAGUUACCCCUGCAAGUGUAGGAGACACAUCGGUGUAAUGCACUGGAAUCUCGGCCAAGAGGUCUAGAUUUGAGACCUGGCCAGGUCACUAUGCUAUGUUCUUGGGCAAAACAUUUACUGUUGCAGUGCCUCUCCUCACCAUGGAGUAUAAAUGAGUACCCAGGGGGGGGGGAUAAAUUUGCAAUGAACUAGCAUCCCACCCAAGCAGGAGUAUGAAUACUCCUAGUCACUUCGUCCAUGUCAACCCUAAACUCCCAUUAGUGACCAAGACAGAAUUUCUCCUUAGAAUAUCAAUACAAUACCAAGCAGACACAUGUUAAGAAUAAAAAAAAUAUCAAUUAGGCGAUAAGUAGUUGAUCCAAUGACAAAUUCUCCAGCCUGACAUCACAAGAAUGUGUGGUAGACAGUUAGGAGAAUUACUGAUAAGAUCUUGGGAGGGAGAGGGUUAAGGAAACUAGUAUUAGCUCUUGCCAAGUGGGGUACUUGGCUCAAAUGCAGACUUACCUUCCCCUGAAGGUUCAAAAAAAUCAUUUUAUUUUUGAUGUCCAUAUCAUUUAUCAGGUUGUGGGAAGACACACUUAUGGUUUUAACCACUGACAAUGGAGGAAUCCACAGUCGUGGAGGAUAUAAUUAUCCCCUUCGUGGAGAGAAGACAACUUUAUGGGAGGGAGGGGUGAGAGGAGUCAGUUUUGUCCAUGGAAAUAUGCUUGGCAGGAAAGGAGUCAAAAGUGAAGAACUUAUGCAUGCUACAGAUUGGUACCCAACAUUGGUAAAUCUUGCAGGUAAAGUCAAUGGUCCUAUUUUCCUCUUUUCCUGCUUCAAGCCUUAGCCAAGUCAUUGUGUUGUCACGAUGUAUAUUGGCAAACUUUGAGGGAAACCAGGCAAAAUGCUGGGGAUGGGGGAUAACUUGUAUUACUAAAAGCUGGAUCAUUGAAUAUUGCAAUUCAAGAGUGUUUUUUGGUAUAGCCAUCAUGGGUUAUGAGCCAUUAUACCCUGCAUACACAUGAAGAGGAGUUAAAACAAAAGUGUUUUUGCACAUUGUAACAUUCUGUUUGUUCUUACAAAAUAAAGUAGGAAGAUUUAUAUUUUGGGGCAUUUUUAAUAAUACAAUUAUUCUACUUGCACUUGUUGGAUAUGAGAUGAUUAUAGCUAACUUGAUCCAAUAGGCCUCCCUAGCCAUCUAUUAUGACCUCAUAUCCAACAUGUCCUUGUGGAAUAAUUGUUUAAUAGAUUGCAAUGCCAUCCAGAAUUGCAUCAUGCUACAGAAACCAAGACAAGUUCCAUCAUUGUGUGCAGCUGGACCUAAGUAAAGAUAUAACUUCACCUUAUUCUGCACUACAUAUUACAGGUGGUGACGCAGAUCAAGAAUCAAUACCCCUGGAUGGUAUGGAUGUUUGGAACGCCAUCUCCCAUGGUGACCCUUCACCAAGGAAGGAGAUUCUUCUCAAUAUUGACCCCCUUCCUUUUGACAAUGAUGAUCCAUCUGUUUCCUUCUAUGAGGGAGUUGCACUGAGAUCAGGUCAUAUGAAAAUUCUGAUGGGAGUGAAUAAUGAUACUUGGUAUACACCUCCUGAGCUUGGUGGAAAAUCAGAAAGCAAACAUGUGACUUCCCCAGAAAAGAUCAAUUCCUGGAUUUGUUAGCAUCUACCAAGGAGGUCAGUGUAUCUUUAUGAGUUCAAGUAAUCUGAACUUGAUCUUAACAAGUUUGACACAUCUGUGAUGAACUCCAUUUUGAAACAACUUCUAAUAUUUUCUACAGAUCAGUUCACAUGAUGUGAAGUUGAUAUGAUAUAUUGUCUUUGGGCUCAGGCCCUUUUUAUUUUGUUGCUUCAGUCUGGAAAAUUAAUUUUUUUGAUGGCUAUGCAUGUUGUGCAAUACCACACACAUAUAUCUCAUGAAUGAAGGGGGUAAGUUUCUAAAUAAAUAAAUAGAAUAAACUGUGGUGCUGCAUCAGUGGAGUGUAUCACAAAAUAAUUUGGUUUAAUCAACUGAGGUGAUAAUGUUUUGAUAAACAACACAAUUAGUUUGGCAUAGAGAGGGCGGAAAUGUUCUUAUUCCUCUCCUGUCCUUGUUUACGUAAACAAGGAACGGAAAUUGUACAUAUCAAUGCCAUAACCAGUACAGCAACUCUUAGUAAGUCAGUCUUUUUCUCACGAGACAAAUUUUCUUCUACAGAACGUUGGAAGUCGCCUGAAAGUUGUUCUAUAUAACGUGACCGCUGACCCAACAGAACACGAAGAUCUUAGUGAGAAACUUCCAGAUGUAGUCAAGGAAUUGCAAGAGAGAGUGCAGUACUACAUAAAAGGGAUGGUGCCUCCGUUCAACAAAUUGCCUGAUCCUCGGGCUUUCAUUAAAGCAGAAUUGGAAGGCAUCUGGACACCAUGGCAAGAUUAA
Pocillopora meandrina is the source of this 5226-nucleotide messenger RNA. The record is from the annotation of a GenBank genome assembly. NCBI's taxonomy places the organism in Eukaryota, Metazoa, Cnidaria, Anthozoa, Scleractinia, Pocilloporidae.